GCUGAAGUAUGAAAAGACCAAAAUAAAACGCUCCCUUCCCCCUUUCCCUCUCUCUCUCCUUUUCUUUCCUUCUCACGAAAUCUCUCUCCUUUUCUUUCCUUCUAACGAAAAAGAGAACAAAAACCAGAAACCCUUUCCCCGUGAAAACAUCUACCUCAAACCUCAAACCCUCAUCACUCUCAUUCAUUCAUCAUACUAAUCCUCGUUCCUUUCACUUUUCUAUAUACCCCAAAGCAAAAAAAGAAAAAAAAGUCACAUAAACCUCACUUCCUCAACCUCAAUCCAACACAACAACAAAAAAAAUCAAAAACAAAAAAACCUCACUUUGAUCACACAGAUCACACACACAAAAAAAAAGUUACCUAAAUUGAACCUACCCCAGUAGGUUCUACAAGCUCUUGAUCAUGGACUCAGCAUCAGGGGAGGCACCACCACCACCCCAACCCACUUCAGUAGAAGCUCCACCACCAUCAGGCUCUUCAGCUCCAGCCACAUCAGCACCAGCACCAACACAACCCGAAGGAUCAUCGCCGGCGCCGCCGAGUCGCUACGAAUCGCAGAAGCGACGAGACUGGAACACUUUCUUGCAGUACCUGCAGAACCACAGGCCCCCAUUAACGCUUGCACGGUGCAGUGGCGCACACGUCAUUGAGUUCUUGAAGUAUUUGGACCAGUUCGGAAAAACCAAGGUUCAUGUCACCGGGUGUCCGUACUUCGGGCACCCCAACCCUCCUGCACCCUGCACCUGCCCUUUGAAGCAGGCGUGGGGAAGCCUUGACGCCCUCAUCGGGCGACUCAGGGCGGCCUACGAGGAAAACGGAGGCCGCCCUGAGUCCAACCCAUUCGGCGCCAGGGCCGUCAGGACUUGCCUCAGGGAGGUAAGAGAAGGUCAGGCUAAAGCAAGAGGGAUCCCUUAUGAGAAGAAGAAGCGAAAGAGGACCACCAUGACGGUAUCCGCGGUGAGUAGUGGUGGUGGUAGUAGUAGUGCAGUUGCUGCUACGAGUGGCGGUGGUGACAGUGGUGAUACCAUUAUUGGUGGUGGAGUUGGUUCUAGUGCUAGUUUAGCUUCUACAACAACUGCCACAGCUAAUGUUACUACAACCACAGUAUAGUUUUAAUAGUUAUUUAUUUGUUUUUCUUUCUUUCCUUUUUUUUACAUUACUAUCUAUUUUUAGUUUUCUAAGGAAAUUAAUUGUGAUUACAAGGCUUAUAUAAAUUCAGUUGCAUAUGCAUAUUUUAUUA
This is a messenger RNA of Glycine soja, 1242 nucleotides long. Its product is annotated as protein LIGHT-DEPENDENT SHORT HYPOCOTYLS 5-like. Gene Ontology annotation, biological process: response to light stimulus; mRNA transcription. The transcript has a single exon. Lineage: Eukaryota; Viridiplantae; Streptophyta; Magnoliopsida; Fabales; Fabaceae. Bases 405 to 1112 code for a protein of 235 amino acids. Gene Ontology annotation, cellular component: nucleus. The record is from RefSeq and is a predicted model, not a curated record.